Molecule: messenger RNA, 920 nt
Organism: Colletotrichum godetiae
Lineage: Eukaryota; Fungi; Ascomycota; Sordariomycetes; Glomerellales; Glomerellaceae
Product: cutinase
Exons: 5
Coding region: 132-833 (233 amino acids)
Molecular function (GO): hydrolase activity
Source: RefSeq, a predicted model, not a curated record
GUUCUCUCGUCCCAGACUCUGGGUGGUGAUCUCCUUCUCGACUUUGAUCCUUCCAAGGAAACACACGGACACAUUUCGCAUCUUCUCGUGAUCCACCUUGUCUGCUGAAACACAACCUCUCAUAUCACACGAUGCAGCCUCAGAUCAGUCUGUCGGCGCUCGCCGCCCUCGUCCCCAUGGUUCUGGCCCUGCCCCAGCAGCAGCCUCCUCCACCGGGUCCGCCAGCCGCUUGCGCACCGGUCAACAUCAUCGUCGCCCGCGGGAGUCUUGAGGCGCAGGGUGCCGGUCUCUUGGGCAACAUUGCCAUGAACGCCUCGAUGCAGAUUCCCGGCUCCGUCAUCACGCCGUUGGUGUAUCCCGCACAACUCGACCCGUACCCGCCCUCUGUGUCGGCUGGUGUCAUGAACAUGACGACUCUUCUGAACCAGCAGGCGCAGCAGUGCCCCCAGUCAAAGCUCGUCUUGAUGGGAUACUCUCAGGGCGCACAAGUGUCACUUGAUACACUCUGCGGUACCACGGAUGGCCCCAACUUCAACACGACUGUUGCUCAGGCGCCCAUGGUCGGAAGCAAGAUCGCUGCCGUCGUCCUCUUCGGCGACCCAACUUUCAUCGCUGGCCAGCCCUUCGCCAAGGGAACCUCAAAGAAGAACGGCAUCUUCCCUCGCAUGGAUCUCGGCCCAUGCCAGGCCUUGCAAAGCAAGUUCGCUUCCUUUUGCGAUGACACGGAUCUCUUCUGCGCCUCGGGCCAGAACUUGACCGUCCAUCUCGGCUACUUCUCAAAGCAGGACUACAUCUCCCAGGCAUCGACCUUCAUCGUCCAGCAGACUAAGUAAGCCAGACUUGUAGACGAAGGUAUGGGGGUAGUGUAACACCCGAGAAGCUGGCGACUCGGUGAGUGCUUGUCGAUUAGGCCAGGCACC